Molecule: messenger RNA, 1860 nt
Organism: Plasmopara halstedii
Lineage: Eukaryota; Oomycota; Peronosporomycetes; Peronosporales; Peronosporaceae
Product: Beta-adaptin appendage, C-terminal subdomain
Exons: 5
Coding region: 1-1860 (619 amino acids)
Biological process (GO): vesicle-mediated transport; intracellular protein transport
Cellular component (GO): clathrin adaptor complex
Source: RefSeq, a predicted model, not a curated record
AUGCGUAGAUUGUGGCGAUGUCGUGGGUGUGUGCAGCUGUGGCUGAAUCUAUUGCUGGUGGACGUACAAAUCAAUUGCGCAUUCUCUGCAUCAACAAAUGAAAAUUUUACGACUAUACAUACUCAAUCGCUUGCGAGCGAAAACGGGGACGCUAUCCCUCCGGUGUUUUGCCUCGACGCAGGCGUGGAAAUUGCAUUUCCCCGCCAAGACGUAGAAAAUGCAAUGGAUAGUACUGUUUUAGCUUCCGCCGGGACUGCGUGUCUUCGUACCGCUCCCUUGAACGCUGUGAUGGGCCAUUUGAAGACAUCUUUAAGGACUCUAUCAAUUCACGAAGUAGACUGCGUUCUGGAGCCAUUGGACGUCGAGUCGUCUACCAUUGCGCUUUUAGGGAUUGUUUCAGUAUGCUUAAGAUCUAACAUGGAGAUCGAGAAUGACAUCAAGCGCUGGGGACAUGAAUCUAAGCGAAAGAUUGAUGAACUAUUUGCCUCUGACAAACAUAUCUCUUUGAACCAGAUCAAAGGCAUGGCACGACAAGUGUUGAUUUCUCCACCGUAUGCACUUCCAAAUAGUGGCAGUGGAUUACCUCAAUUUGUUUUGGAUGAAGUAUUGGUGUGGUCACGUACAGAAGAAGGAGAGACUUUUAAUGCAUCGAAUGACCAGACGUUCUUGACAUACGUUCAAAUGGUUGUGAAGAAUGACGGAACGACACCAUUGCAUAUAUUUCAGGUUACUAUAGCAAAAAAAAUACAAGGAUCCACUGAGCUUGACUUAUCGGUAUCCUUUGUAUUGCCACUGGUUGCGCCGGCAGUGAUACAGCCUGGAAAGUCCGAUGUGGUGUCGUUUAAAGCAAUAACUGACGUAGUCGUAGACUCUUCAAACAUAUAUUUGAUGUACAUUUCACACAGUGGCUUUCGAUCACACAUAUUCGAGGGAAGUUUGAAAGGAAAAACUUUUCUGUGGAGGGAAGAAAAUAUUCAAACUCAAGAUGAUCACGAAGUUUUCGAUCAAUUUUCUCUCAAUUCAGCUGGCAGCCGAGCUUUUUUCGCAGCAUUUCCCUAUGCGACCUGGCAAGUUGGAUUUAUGGCUCUUGCCAUGGCAGUUGGAAUAGUAGUUGUACUUUAUAUUCGCCGCAAGCGACCCAGUGUUCGUGUCGUGAGCCAUGUGGUUUUGAGCUGCUUUAGACUGCCGGGUAAAAAAAAGCUGAACAAGGAAAUAGGGGGUCGCACAUCAGCGAAGGCAACACCAAUUCGUGUAGCCAUCAGCCAGACUGAAGUAUCAAAAAGAGGGGGCAAUCACGUUGAGCUGGAAAGUUCUUCUAGGAAUCCGAAAGUCGCGAAAGCGUCGCCCUCCGAAAAUGCCAGCACCUCUAUAAAACUAUCGACUCCUGUCCACUCAAAGAUGCCUGCAAUUACAAUGAAUUGGAAAAAACCUUCGUCGCCACAUCAAAUCAUUAUUUCUAAAACGUUUGUGAAAUCCCCAAAGUCCAAGAAGCUAUUCUUGGAUCUUGAUUGUCGAGCCAGACUCCAUCCUAAGUGCUUUGAAAGCAUGUGGGAUGACUAUGCUGAAAGAUAUCAGGACGAGUUGUCAGACGUCAAGCAACCACACUCCGACAUUUUGAAAACACUAGAAACUAUUGGAAUCUCGUGCAUGGCGAGCGGAAACGUCAAUGGUUUAGAGAAGUUUGUUUUUUACGCGAAGCAACGGAAUUGCUCGUGGUUCUUCUUGCUGACACUAGACAUCACCGCAGCAACCAGAACUGCAAAACUUUCCCUGCGAGCUACCAGCGAUGCAACUGAGGAGCUUGUUACGCAACUGAUAUAUAUAGUCAAGGAUACAGUUAGUGAGUCUGCCGUAUCAUAA